AUGCUAACAGAGUAUGAUUUUUUAAAUUAUUUUUUAGAGAAUUCUAAUGAUAAUAAUGAUUUUUGUAAUAAUAAUGAUCAUAAUAAUCUUGGUGUUAAUAAUAAUUAUAAUGAUCUUAGUGAUAAUAAUUAUCAUAAUGAUCUUGAUAGUAAUAAUAAUAUUGUUGAUAAUAAUAAUUUUAGUAAUAAUAAUGAUAUUGAUAGUAAUAAUGAUCUUG
This is a messenger RNA of Racocetra persica, 217 nucleotides long. The record is from the annotation of a GenBank genome assembly. NCBI's taxonomy places the organism in Eukaryota, Fungi, Glomeromycota, Glomeromycetes, Diversisporales, Gigasporaceae.